Messenger RNA from Physeter macrocephalus (sperm whale), 1939 nucleotides. RefSeq names its product solute carrier family 35 member A3 (gene SLC35A3). Gene Ontology annotation, molecular function: UDP-galactose transmembrane transporter activity. The coding region runs from base 193 to 1227 and encodes 344 amino acids. The record is from RefSeq and is a predicted model, not a curated record. NCBI's taxonomy places the organism in Eukaryota, Metazoa, Chordata, Mammalia, Artiodactyla, Physeteridae. Gene Ontology annotation, biological process: pyrimidine nucleotide-sugar transmembrane transport. Gene Ontology annotation, cellular component: Golgi membrane. The transcript is spliced from 8 exons.
GUGUCAAGCGAAUGAAAGCCGCAGUGUGUGCCUUAGAGGCUGGGGCGUGGGGAGCCGCGGCUGGAGGGCCAGGCUGGCGGUCAUUCCGUCAGCGAACUGCCUCGGAGCUCCUGCUCGGUGUGUGGCCCUGUGGUAGGUACCGAGCCACCAGACGGGGACCCUGCGCUGAAGAAGCCGCAGGGACUUCAAAAAAUGGAAAAGCAGUCCUUGGCAAAUGAAGAUAAAACAAUGUCAGCCAACCUAAAAUACCUUUCCUUGGGAAUUUUGGUCUUUCAGACUACCAGUCUGGUUCUAACGAUGCGUUAUUCUAGGACUUUAAAAGAGGAGGGGCCUCGUUAUCUGUCAUCUACAGCCGUGGUUGUUGCUGAACUUUUGAAGAUAAUGGCCUGCAUUUUAUUAGUCUACAAAGACAGCAAAUGUAGUCUAAGAGCACUGAAUCGAAUACUACAUGAUGAAAUUCUUAAUAAACCUAUGGAAACACUUAAACUUGCUAUUCCAUCAGGGAUAUACACUCUUCAGAAUAAUUUACUUUAUGUGGCACUGUCAAAUCUAGAUGCAGCUACUUAUCAGGUCACAUAUCAGUUGAAAAUUCUUACGACUGCAUUAUUUUCUGUGUCAAUGCUUAGUAAAAAAUUAGGUGUGUACCAGUGGCUCUCCCUAGUAAUUUUGAUGACAGGAGUUGCUUUUGUACAGUGGCCCUCAGAUUCUCAAGAGCUUAAUUCUAAGGAACUUUCAGCUGGCUCACAAUUCGUAGGCCUCAUGGCAGUUCUCACAGCAUGUUUUUCAAGUGGCUUUGCUGGGGUUUACUUUGAGAAAAUCUUAAAAGAAACCAAACAAUCAGUGUGGAUAAGAAACAUUCAACUUGGUUUCUUUGGGAGUAUAUUUGGAUUAAUGGGUGUAUAUGUUUAUGAUGGAGAACUGGUAUCAAAGAAUGGAUUUUUUCAGGGGUAUAACCGGCUGACCUGGAUAGUUGUUGUUCUUCAGGCACUGGGAGGCCUUGUAAUAGCUGCUGUUAUUAAGUAUGCGGAUAACAUUUUAAAAGGAUUUGCAACCUCUCUGUCCAUAAUAUUAUCAACACUGAUAUCUUAUUUUUGGCUACAAGAUUUCGUACCAACCAGGAAUCUCAACAUUAAUCCUGCACAGAGGACUUCUACAGAUUCUAAGAAAAAAAUCAUCAUGCUGAAUCUGAUCAUAAUGUUCAAAUGGUUUGAAAAUAUAAAAGUUUAAGGAUAAAAUAUAUGUAUAUGUAACAAAAUGCCUAUUGCAUCUAGAAAUCAAAACUUGAAAGUAUUUCCAGGGAUUAGAAUAAUUAUUGGAGGAAACUUGAAAUCUGAGUUUAAAAAGAUUUUAUGUUUUUGAUUGCUGCAGAAAUAUCCUAUGCAUUCUUUGCAAGAGCACACAACAAAUGUCAGACAUCAAUUUUGCAAAUUAGAUACAUUUAAUCUUAUUAAAUGUUUUUUAUCUUACUCCUUCUGUACAGAUAUAUCAAAUAACAUAGAUAUUCAAAGUUUGAAAAUUAUAAUUACCUAUAAAGCUGUGAAGAAAUAGAAGGAUGAUUUGAAAAACAUUUUCAUGUAUCUCAGAUUUUUAUAUUUAUACAGAAGAUUACUAAACAAAGGAUUGCUAUAUGUUGCAAAUGUUCAACUGCAAAAAAUUGAUAAAGUAACAUUCUGGGUCUGAUUUGUCAGACAAUAAAAUUCAUAUUUAAAUUUAAUGUAUGGAAAUAUACACAUCUAUUUCUCCAUCUACAUUUUAAGAUCUUUUAGUGCUUCAGAACUGCUGGAAGCAAGCAAUCCAGUUGUUCCUGUGUUAGAUAGUAGCCAGUUACUUUUACACUAAUGGAGCUUUGUCCUUAAUCUCUUAAUUGUAUUUCUUUUCUGUAAAUCAGAUAAAUCCUUAAUAUUACUUUAAAAUAAAUUUCUGUGUGUGUUAAUUUCCA